Vavraia culicis subsp. floridensis is the source of this 675-nucleotide messenger RNA. RefSeq lists its product as uncharacterized. The coding region runs from base 1 to 675 and encodes 224 amino acids. The record is from RefSeq and is a predicted model, not a curated record. The transcript has a single exon. NCBI's taxonomy places the organism in Eukaryota, Fungi, Microsporidia, Pleistophoridae.
AUGGCAGACGUAGAGCCGGUGUUCCUUGUUCCAUGCUACCUCAGCGACGUAAACUUUAACAACCUCUUAAUACUCAUAGGCUUCGUAUUUUUCGAGUUCGUGCUCCUCAUAGCGCUGUACAUUCCUGUCAAAAUGUUUGGCGGCUUCCAAGAGCUUCUGCUGGCCGGUACCACCAUUUACUACAUGGUACUGCACAUCCUGACGUACAUUCCUCUGCAAUUCUUCUUAAUACGGGCAGCCAUCAGCUUUCUGCUCAUGAUAGCCGUGAUGGUGUUCUCCAAGAAUGAAAAGCUUUACAAUCUGUUCACUGCGAUCGGAUCGGCAUACAUCGUUUCGUACAUGAUUGUUUUACUGCUCAAUAUGCCCAGGAUACUUCUGUUUUUACCGCUCAUAGUCGUUGCAUUUCUUGGAUUUGUGGUGUUUAAGAAGGUGAAAAGGGAGAUGCACCAUGCGGUGUGCAAGGCUAUUUUGACCGGUUUUAUGUUGGACGUGAUAAUUGACAAUCUGUUUCCAAUCGAUUACAUGGAGAACUCGCAUUUUGAUGGCACUACGUUGAAAUAUGGCAAUAAUUUGCUCACGAUCGUAACAUUUGUGCUCGGCGGGGCGCUAAGCUUUGUGUGGACGUGCUACCGUGAUGCCUUCAUGGAGAAGGUUAAAUCGUUUAGGAAGAAGUAA